AUGCAGGGGGGCUAUUUUUAUCUGCUUCUUCUUCUUCUUCUUCUUCUUCUGGGGUCGUUAGUUUCCGCCGCCAUUGCUUGUUCAACCGAACCUGCAAAUCUAACGACUUUUGAUGUCAGAGACUUCGGAGCUAUCAGUGCCGGAGGCAACAUUGAUAAUUCCGAAAUAUUAGGGAGACUUUUGGCACCAAACUCACCCGAAGCAUGGAAGGAGCUUGACCAAAGUCAAUGGCUAGCUUUCAAACGAGUCAGCGGGCUCAAGGUGGUUGGCCCUGGCAGAAUCAAUGGAAGAGGCAAAGGCUGGUGGGAUCAGUCCUGCAGAGACCACCCUGGCCUGAAGGGAUGCACUGUAUUGGCCCCAACUGCAGUGAAGUUUGUGUCGUGUAACAACAGCAGCAUUAGUGAGGUUCAUUUCGUAAAUAGCUCUCAAGUCCAUGUCUUAAUAGAAGGGUGUGAAGGAAUUCACAUAGAGAAUGUGCUGAUCGAAGCUCCGGAAAGAAGCCCCAACACUGACGGAAUUCACAUUUCUGCCUCUCACUACGUGUUUGUCACUAAUGCAAUUAUAGCAACGGGCGAUGAUUGUGUUUCCAUUGGAGACCAUACAUCGAAUAUAGUUGUCUCAUACGUUAAAUGCGGCCCCGGCCACGGAAUCAGCAUUGGCAGCUUAGGGAGGAGUGGGAAUUUUGUUCAGGUGGAGAACAUUCAUGUAACUCAGGUCUACCUCCAAGGAACCACCAACGGAGCUCGAAUCAAGACAUGGCAGGCCGGCAAAGGUUACGUCCGACGGGUCACGUUCGAGCACAUGUUUUUCCGUUCCGUUAAGAACCCCAUAAUUAUCGAUCAAAACUACUGCAGCAAAAGGGGCGCCUGCAAGGAACUGGAUACUGGCGUUCAUAUAAGUGAUGUCUCCUUCAACAACCUGUAUGGUACAUCAAGUUCCCAAGUGGCUAUCAAUCUCAACUGCAGUCGCUCUGUCGCUUGCACCGGAGUAUUUUUGAAAUCUAUAUACCUUAGACCGGCUAUACAAGGACAGAACUUGACUUCGAACUGCACCAAUGCCCAUGGCAUUGCCUUCGGAGUGAUUCAACCAGAACCCUGUCUCCAAAUUUGA
Pyrus x bretschneideri (Chinese white pear) is the source of this 1110-nucleotide messenger RNA. RefSeq names its product probable polygalacturonase At1g80170. The transcript has 8 exons. Gene Ontology annotation, molecular function: polygalacturonase activity. Bases 1 to 1110 code for a protein of 369 amino acids. The record is from RefSeq and is a predicted model, not a curated record. NCBI's taxonomy places the organism in Eukaryota, Viridiplantae, Streptophyta, Magnoliopsida, Rosales, Rosaceae. Gene Ontology annotation, biological process: carbohydrate metabolic process.